GAGUAUUGACAGAUCAUGGUGAGGUAGCCGAGAUCCAAAUCAAGAUGAUAUCAAUACAUACUAAUUAGGUGACAUUUAAGAAACAAAAAUAUUCUUCUUGUCUCCUUCAUUUGUUUGCUAUAUAUAUGAAGCAAAAAAGCCAACCAAAACUCAAGUAUUCAAAUAAACUCUUGUAUAUUUUCACCUUCUAAACUUCUGCUUUCUGAGAAGAAAAAAUGGCAAUCAUUGAAACAAACACAAAAAGCUCUUUGCAUCUUCGCAGUAACAGCUUACCAUCCACAUCUCACCCUCUUAUAUCACAAUUUGAGGACCAUUUGCAGAGAUUGAAGACUUCCGAAGGUGCCUCUUCAGAGUCAUCAUCUUCGAUAUCCAACAAACUUAAUGGCAUGCAGGACUUGCAUGACUGCAUUGAUAUGUUGCUUCAAUUGCCAAUUGGACAACAAACCUUAGCACAGGAGUGCAAUGAAAAAUGUGUCGAUGACCUACUAGAAGGAUCACUUAGGAUCUUGGAUAUCUGCAGUAUAGCUAAGGAAUGCCUUUUGCUAUCAAAGGAAAACAUGCAUGAACUACAAUCAGUCAUCAGAAGAAAGAGAGGAAUUGAAACCGGAUUCAAAGUUGAGUGUGUAAAAUACAUGGCUUUGAGGAAGAACAUGAAGAAGCAAAUUCGGAAGGCGUUGGCAAAUUUGAAAGCAACGAAGUUGAUUGCUUCUUCUUCAAACAACAAAGACAAUAACUCAUCACCUAUGUUAGGAUUCUUGAAAGAAGCAGAAACAAUCACUAUAACCUCACUUGAACAUUUGUUGCUGUUUAUCUGUAAUCCAAAAGGACACUCAAAUAACAGAAGAUGGUCAGCAAUAUCCAAGUUGAUGCAUUCUAAAAGAGUAGUUUGUGACUCUCAAAAUUCAGACACAAAUGAAUUUGAGAAAGUGGAUGCAGCUUUGUUGUCUCUCAUCAGCCACAAGUCUUCAUCUACUGAAAAUUUUCAGAGUCAUUUGGAAGAUUUGGAGAUGUGCAUUCAAGAUCUAGAAACAGGAGUUGAACAAAUAUCAAGAAAAUUAAUUAGAAAUAGAGUUUCACUUCUUAACAUCUUCAACCACUAAUCAUAGUGUCUAAAUGAUUAUUGUGCACUCAAAUUUUGCACCAUGAGUGUUACAUAA
This is a messenger RNA of Vicia villosa (hairy vetch), 1157 nucleotides long. RefSeq lists its product as uncharacterized. The record is from RefSeq and is a predicted model, not a curated record. The coding region runs from base 216 to 1100 and encodes 294 amino acids. Lineage: Eukaryota; Viridiplantae; Streptophyta; Magnoliopsida; Fabales; Fabaceae. Gene Ontology annotation, biological process: shoot system development; root development. The transcript has a single exon.